AUGUCAUCAAACGACAGCAACGACGACGACUUCUCCAUCACCGAUAGGCCCUUUGCCUGGGUUAUCAUUCCCCUAGCCGUCAUUAUCAUAAUCGGCUGCAUCGCAACCGUUCUCCAAGUGCGCCGACGCCGCCGCCGCCGUCAACAGCAGUGGGCCGGACAAGGGCCCCGCGUACUAGGCCCUCCUCCGGGACGUCUAUUCGGCGCAAACGGAACCCGGGGGAACGGGCGCCGUGGGCCAUGGGCCGGAACAAGAUCCCAAGAGGGUCUCAACGAGCUGGGAGAGGCGCCGCCGCCGUACGACGGCAAGAAGGAGAGGCAGGAUUCCGUCGAGCUGCGGGAUCUGGAAGCUGGAGGCAGUCCGCCUGAGUAUCCUGCUGUGCCAGGACCGGCUGUGACGAGGAAUAGUCGGAGGGGGGAGUAA
Fusarium keratoplasticum is the source of this 423-nucleotide messenger RNA. RefSeq lists its product as uncharacterized. The transcript has a single exon. The record is from RefSeq and is a predicted model, not a curated record. Bases 1 to 423 code for a protein of 140 amino acids. Lineage: Eukaryota; Fungi; Ascomycota; Sordariomycetes; Hypocreales; Nectriaceae.